Molecule: messenger RNA, 5172 nt
Organism: Nothobranchius furzeri (turquoise killifish)
Lineage: Eukaryota; Metazoa; Chordata; Actinopteri; Cyprinodontiformes; Nothobranchiidae
Gene: arhgef38
Product: Rho guanine nucleotide exchange factor (GEF) 38
Biological process (GO): intracellular signal transduction
Cellular component (GO): cytoplasm
Molecular function (GO): protein binding; guanyl-nucleotide exchange factor activity
Source: RefSeq, a predicted model, not a curated record
AAAAGCCGCUUUAAGAGCACGCUUCUCUUUGAGUUUGUUGCCAACCAGCUUUGAUUCUGCUUUGUACAAAUAUUCUGUUUAUUCUGUGUGUUGGAGACGAUGGCGUGGGCUUGUUUGAUAUUAUUUAUGUAAAUUGAGUCAAAAUCCAAAUUUCUUUAGAGAUUUGUAAAAGUUUUCUGGUGGAAUGCUUUUGUUUGUUUAAAAGUUUGCUUCUUUUUUAGGUAAAUCUGUGACGACGAGGAUAAACACGAACAAAAGAAGUGAAGAGCACUUUGAACUUUUUCAGGGAUUAACAAAAAUGUCAUCCAGUUGAUUUCGAGCUUCUUCUUUACCUUGAAUGGUAUUUAAGCAGUUUUAAAAUCUGCUAUAUGGUGAAAAAUUCUCAGCUGGAUUUUCUCUCAGGACAUUUCAGACAAACUGACCUUUUGUUGCACAAACAGCCCCAAAGAUCAUCUUUUCAUCCUACUAAACAAACAGACGUGAUGACCUGAAGGGAGGAGAGGUGUGGCCUUCGUGACAGCAGCCUGAGAGCACAGGGGGACUGACAGGCUUACCAUGGAUCCCAAGGAGGGCAGCGGGACUGAGAAGGAAAAGGAGAAAGUGAUCAGAAAGAGGCCCAGGCCGGUGUUCCUGCGCUACCUGGAGAGGAGAAAGACGGACACUAUAGUAGCUGAUGACACGGCCAAAGGUGACAUUAACCUGGGGACAUUGGUGAGGAGGAGUCAGUCUGACAAGACGGAGUACAGCGCCAAACUUAAAGAAAAACUGAUGCCAUGUGACCUGUCCACACUUCCCUCUCCCGUCAUGGACCUGGAGGAGGUCUGCUCUAAGAAGAUGAACCGCAGAGCGAAAGUGAUAAAGGAGCUCGUGCAAACGGAAAAGGACUACCUCACUGACUUGGAGCUGUGCAUCCGAGAAGUGGUCCAGCCUCUACGAAAUCUACAGGUUGUGGAUGUCGAUCGAAUUUUCACCAACAUGGAGACCGUGUGUGAGGUUUCUGCAGCACUUCUUCACAGACUGAAUGAGGCCAUGGCCGACCCUGACCCAGAAGCGGUUGUUAUAGGUGAAGUAUUCAUCCAGGCCAAGGCAGCUUUAGAAGAUGUGUAUAAGAUUUACUGUUAUCACCACGACGAUGCCAACAUGUCGCUCAAAUCCUACGAGAAAGACGAACAAAUCAAGCAGCAUUUCACUGCAUGUGUAUUAGCUCUAAAAAAAAUAUACGACAAAGAAUGUAAACCUAAUUUGUUGGAUAUGGGCUCCUUGAUCAUCAAACCCGUGCAGAGGAUCAUGAAGUACCCGCUGCUGCUCGGAGAGCUCUGGCAGGCCACACCAGAGGACCACCCCGACUAUCUUCCUCUGCAGGAGGCGCUGACCGCUGCUAAGAUCAUCAACGUCAACAUCAACGAGUUCAAGAGGAGAAAGGACAUAGUAAUGAAGUACAAAAGGUUAGAGGACGAAGGCACGCUAAGGGGCAAACUGAACAAGCUGAACAUCCACUCGAUCCGGAAGAAAGGAGACAGGUUUGCUGGUUACCUCAAGAUUCUCACCGGAGUCGAGUCCCAGGUGAGAGAUGAAGUGUUUGACAGAGAAGAGAAACUCUUCAGAAGUCUGGAGAAAGCAGUCAGGCUGCUGGCCAAAAACGUCCACUGCUACAUGCAGCACUCUCAGGAGAUGGUGUCUGUUGCUGUCCAGAACGCGAAGGAACUGGAAAACAUUAUCCUCGAUCCGAGUAAAAACGACACGAAUGGUUCAUCUCACAACAAUGGCAAUGAUCCUUAUAAGCACUUUAGAGACAGGAUGGAGCGUUUGGUCUUGGCCCCGUUGUCCAGCCUGCAGGGCAUGUUCACGGCCCCCCAGAAACUCAUCCAGAAGCGUUACGACAAACUGCUCGAUUACUGCAGCCGUCUCGAGCGAUCGUCCUCCUCUCUUUCUACAACUUCUGCCUCCUCUUCACCGUCAGAAGCCCCUCCUGGUCCUGCCAAGAGGGACUAUGAAGCUAUAAAUGCGUUGCUAGUGGAGGAGCUACAGAGGUUCAACAUGGCUGCUUAUAUCAUCCUGAGUAACUGUGUGUUGUGUUUGGUGACCCUGCUCAGAGCGCUGAUGGGUAAAGCGUUGGUUGGUGCUCCAUCUGUCCAUCAACUUCCGCCUCCAUUGUCCAACAUCGCUGAAGUGCAGAACAGCAUCAUGGAUGAGCUGAACAACCUGACGUUUGUCAAAGACAACGCUCAGAAGCUGAUUGAGCGAAAAGUCAGCUUUGAGAAACGAGAAAAGAAAACAGCAGUGCCAGAGGUGCAGCAUCAGACGGAGGAGCAGCGCUCCUGGCUUCUAUCAGAAUACCCGCUGAGCCGCCUUUACCAGCUAAAGAGGAAGUGCAAUGGCUGCCAGGAGCAGGACCUCAGCCUGCUGGAGGGAGAGCUGGUUGCUCUUUUGGAGGAAAAAGACCCACUGGGCAGCAGCAGUCGCUGGCUGGUUGACACUGGAGGUGCCCAAGGCUACAUCUACUCCACAUUCCUGAAACAGUACAACCCCCUGAGGGACUCCCAGCGGUCAAGCCAGAAGUCCAAUGAGCAGCAGCAACAGCAGCAGCAGCCGCCUCCUGCCAUGGCUGACGAAGACUUUGAUGACCUCAGCCUGUUUGUGUUAGGAAGCGGCAGCAGCAGCCUGUGGAGCGUUAGCCUCAAAACCAGCGACAGCAGCUCGACCCUCUCCAGUCUGCAGGGAGAGCUGGAGAGCGGAGAGGAGUCUGUGGAUCCGGUGGAAACAGACAGUCAGCAGUAUUAUGCGGUGUAUGCAUUUCAAGCCCGCUGCAACCAGGAGUUGUCCCUGCAGGAGUACCAGCACGUCCGCAUACUCAAGUUCUGUGACCUUGGAGGCAACAAAGAGUGGUGGUUAGCAGAGGCCAACGGGCAAAAAGGAUACGUUCCUGCUAACUACCUCGGCAGGAUGUCCUACGCUUAAACUCAGGACGUCAGGGUAAACCUUUCACACCACUUCGGGUACAAAGGCAGAAAAUUAUUCUGAAGGAAUGUGUUAUUUUUUCAGCAAAAAUUGCAACUGAAUAUUUAUUUUCAUGCAGAGACCAGUUUCUGGUUUUUGUUUGUAAAAUGUUAAUUUUGAAUUUCACACAUUUUUUCAAGGCUAUACAACCCACCCAGUGCGGUAGCUUUUCCACGCUAAUAUGUAAAGUAGGAUCUCAGGAGGUCCACAUUUCUGUUGAUGAUGACAAUUUGGGCUUAAAAAGUUUACAUCAUUACAUCACCGAUGACAGUUUUGAACAGUGUGGUGAUAAUAAGCACACCAGGCUAUUUAAAUAGGAUCCACAAAUGUUAAAAAUAUAAAAUUAGAAUGGCUUGAAUGACAAGACAAAUUUUCCAAAUUCUGCUGUUAGACACACACCUAUCACCAAAAACAUACCUUUAUUUUAAAUAUCUGUGGUUCCAGUUUGUGUUUGGUCUGUUUGUUUUGUACAUUUAGAUGUGUUGAUUGUUAUCUUUUGUAAAAGCUGUGAUUUUGCAUUCAGCGGUUCUUAAAAGGAGAAAGAAGGAAGAGUUGCAAUCCCAUAAUCACAUGUGAACGCACCAGUGAAGGAGACAUUGCUUGGUGUGUGUGUGUGUGUGUGUGUGUGUGUGUGUGUGUGUGUGUGUGUGUGUGUGUGUGUGUGUUCUCCAUCCCCAGUGAGUCGUGGAGGAUGCUGCUUAUACUGAGCCAGGAUUCUCUGGAGGUUUCUUCCUGUUAAAAGGGAGUUUUCCUCUCCACUGUCGCUAAAUGCUUUCUUAGUAUGAGGAUUGCUGUAUAGUCACUGACACUAGUCAGUGACUUGAUGCAAUUUGCUGGGUUCCUUAUAUAGGAAACAUUUUUUUUCUGAUUGGCUUAAUGAACUGACCUGAAUUGGAAAGUUUAUUAUGUGAAGUGCCUUGAGACGACUCUUGUCGUGAUUUGGCGCUUUAUAAAUAAAUUGAAUUGAAUUGUUGCAAUAACAAUGUUGAAGAAAAUAUGGAAAGAUUAAGGAUAGAGGAUUCUGCCUAACAAGUCAUUUUUAUUUGACUUAUAUGAAGUAAAUGUGUUUGUUACCAUUAACAUUUUCAAUAAUGGUUUCAACGAGACGCUCGGUUCUUAUUAAAAUUCCCCCGUUUCUCGUUUUUAAUUAGCUUUAUUAAUUACAAAGCUGAUCAACAAGGGUUCUUUAAGAAUGGAUUCGUUUUUGCCUCAAGUUUUAUUAUCUACGUCAAAUUAGAAAUAAACAUUUUAAGAUUUAUUGGAAAAAUUAUGAGUUCCUUUCAAUUAUCUUUGAAUUUAGACGAUUCAGAUGAGCUUCUUUCAGGUAGGGCUGGACGAUAUAGAAAAAAAGCCUAUUGAUAAAAAUGUAGAAAACAUAUUUUAAGUGCGUCCCUGGUCAUUUGAGGUCAUUAACUUAUGAAAAAACAAGCUGGUUGUGUUACCAAACAGGAUUUUUAAUCGAUUCUCUGCAGAUUUUUCUAUUGACCAUGGUGUCUUUGUUUUCAGACUUGUAAAAACCAAAUUAUUGCCGUGGUAGUGGAGUACUGUAAACUUGCUGUCUGUUUGGUUUGAGAGGGGCGGGGCUUGGUGACGAGCGUGCCUGGGUCUGUGUUUUGAUUGGUUGGGAGUAAGUACUGACUCUAGUUCGACGCUACCUGAUAGGCUAUAAUAAAAAAAGAAAGGAAACUUUUAAUUGACCAAUUUUUUCUCAUCGCGCCGUACGUCUAUCGAUCUAUAUAUUUCAUUAUCGAAUUAUUGUCCAGCCCUACUUUCAGGAUUAAAACGUGCCUUUCAUUACAACACUUGGUUUGUGAAUAUAAAACUGACCUUCUCCUAAUGUUAUUAUAUGGUCUCAUGUCGAUUGUGAAGCUGUUUAGUUUUUACAUGAAUGUUUCCAAUGAUUUGGUAUGAAUGUAGGUGAAAUAACCCUCGUCUCAAAUGCCAGUGCACUUUCCUGAGCACUUUUUGUACUUCAGUGUUGUUUAUAUCAAUGAAGUGAUGCAAUCAUGAAGAUAAUCUAAUAUGUGAACUGAUUCAUAGAGAUUUUAUAAGUGUGAUUACAAAUAUGAGAAGAUUUAUAUAAAAGUUUUCUAUAAAAACAUACGUUUAUUCUGUAUUUAUCCUGACAAAUGUCUAUCGGUUACAUCAUCAAUAAACUCAACUUUUGUGAUGUGA